This is a messenger RNA of Hemisphaericaspora subhashii, 2148 nucleotides long. RefSeq names its product chromatin-binding protein (gene BDF1). The coding region runs from base 1 to 2148 and encodes 715 amino acids. NCBI's taxonomy places the organism in Eukaryota, Fungi, Ascomycota, Pichiomycetes, Serinales, Debaryomycetaceae. The record is from RefSeq and is a predicted model, not a curated record. Gene Ontology annotation, biological process: chromatin remodeling; regulation of DNA-templated transcription. The transcript has a single exon. Gene Ontology annotation, cellular component: nucleus; chromatin.
AUGUCACAGGUUGAAGCAACUCACACACCUGUACAAACACCUUCAUCAGAAAGUUUCAGUAAGAUGGAUGAAUCAUUAAUCAAACAAUCACAACAAGAGGAAGAACAAUCAAAACAAGUGGAAGAACACUUACAACCACUUUCUCCACCUAAUCCAUCUCCAACUCCAGAAAAGAGGAAAUUGGAAGAAGAUGAAGAUCAAGAGGAUGAUCCUGAGUCAAAACGAUUGAAAACGGAUACUGUGGCGACUACGGAAGAGGAACAAAAACAGGAAGAGGAAGUAGAACCGACAAACGAAGAAGGUGCUACGGGAGCUACUGAAUCUGCUCCAGUCGAAACAGAAGAACAGAAUCCAGAGGAAUCUGCUCCUGUCGAAACAACAGAAGAGCAGAAACAAGAGGAAUCUGAGGCACCAACUGAGCCAAUAAAACAGGAUGACUCAGCAGAACAACAGACAGAAACACCAAUACAGGAAACAGCUGAACCUGAACCAGCACCAAAACCAGUCUUCACUGAACCAGCACCCAAACCUGCUCCAGAACCAGAUAUGAACAAUUUACCAGCCAACCCACUCCCACCUCAUCAAGCCAAAUUUGCCCUUAAUAUCAUAAAAGCUAUAAAACGACUUCGAGAUGCAGUUCCAUUCUUACAUCCAGUUGAUAUUGUUAAAUUGAAUAUCCCAUUUUAUUAUAAUUAUAUCCCUAGACCAAUGGAUUUAUCUACGAUUGAACGUAAGAUUACUUGUAAUGCUUAUGAAGAACCUUCACAAAUUGUCGAAGAUUUUAAUUUAAUGGUUGAUAAUUGUAAGAAAUUCAAUGGGGAAGCAGCUGGGAUUUCUAAAAUGGCAAUGAAUAUUCAAGCUCAUUUUGAAAAACAUAUGUUGAAUUUCCCUCCAAAGGUAUUAUCAACACCAGUAGCCGCCAGUACUCCACCAGUGGCAAAAUCUGCAUCACCAACUUCCACCAAAAGAAAAAGAAGUGUGGACGCUACAGCAACCCCAACAACCAGCACCCAACAUAGAGACUCGAUAGCUGCGCAAAGACCAAAAAGAACCAUUCACCCACCAAAAUCAAAAGAAUUACCAUAUGAUGUCCGUCCAAGAAAGAAGAAAUUCGCUGCCGAAUUACGAUUCUGUAAUCAAACAAUUAAAGAUUUAGUGUCCAAAAAACACUAUAAUUACAACUUCCCAUUCUUGACUCCUGUCGACCCGGUGGCAUUAAAUAUCCCUAAUUAUAAUGAGAUUGUCAAGAAUCCAAUGGAUUUGGGUACUAUUCAAACCAAACUCGCCAAUAAUCAAUAUGAAAAUGCCGAUCAAUUCGAACAUGAUGUAAGAUUAGUAUUUACCAAUUGUUAUCUUUUCAAUCCUGAAGGUACUGAUGUUAACAUGAUGGGACAUAGAUUAGAAUCGGUGUUUGAAAAGAAAUGGGCUAAUAAACCAGUACCAGAACCUACUCCACCAAAUUCAGAUGUGAGUGAUGGUGAAGUAUCCAGUGAUGAAGAUGAUGAUGACGUAGAGAUUAAUGAAGCAAUGUUGUCCGAUGUACCAGCAAUACAAUUUUUAGAAAAUCAAUUGAUUAGAAUGAAGAAGGAAUUGGAUGAAUUGAAGAAGGAACAUUUGAAAAAAUUAAAAGAACAACAAGCAGCAAAACGUAAGAAGAAGAAGGCCAAGAAGGCAAGAUCAAGAUCUCAUAGGUCUUCUAAAGAUCAUUCAGCAACUCACCAACAACCACCAAAAAUAACCCCACCUGCACCUGUUGUCACCUAUGAAAUGAAGAAACAAGUUUCUGAAACUGUGCCUAACCUUUCUGAUAAGAAAUUGCAAGCAUUAAUCAAAAUCAUUAAAGAUGAUGUUGAGAUCAAUAAUGAAGAUGAAGUUGAAUUAGAUAUGGAUCAAUUAGCCGAUUCUACAGUAUUGAAAUUAUAUGAUUUCUUAUUCGGCAAGAAAUUAAAAGCAGGUGCUAAGAAAAAGCUUACCCCUACAGCGGGUUCAAAUAUUGAUGAAUUGGCUCAUUUAAGAAGUCAAUUGGCACUUUUCGAUGGUGAGGGUGGAAGUAAUGGAGGAAAUGGAUUUAUGGGUAUAACUAAAAACCAAGAAUCUUCAGAUGAAGAUGAUGAUGAUGCUUCAAGUGAAAGUUCUGAGGAAGAGUAG